AUGAAUUUUAAAAUACGGGCUGCAACGAAAGAAGACUGCAAAGAAAUCUCAAGAAUGAUAAUGGAGCUGUCAGUCUUUGUAAAAAUGCCUGACCAGGUGAAGAUAUCUCAUGAAGAACUGGAGCGCGACGGUUUCUGCCAGAAUCCCUUCUUUGAGUGCCUCAUUGCAGAAGUUCCUGAGGAGAGUAAAUCUAAAGAAGGAUACACAGUUGUUGGAUAUGCUGUUUACUUUUACACGUACAGUACUUGGAAAGGACGGACUGUAUACUUGGAGGACCUCUAUGUGAUGCCAGAAUUCAGAGGAACUGGCAUCGACAAAGGUUUACUGAGCAAAGUGGCAGAGGUAAGAAUGAAGAAGCAGUGCGUGCGGCUUCAGCUGUCUGUGUUGAACUGGAACGCCCUUGUUCGGGACUUCUGUGCUGCUAAAGGAGCUCAGGAUCUCACUGUCACUGAAGGCUGGCACUUCAUACGUUUUGAUGGACAAAACUUGGACAAUUUAGCAAAUGAAGCACCAAAAGAUUGAAAGU
This is a messenger RNA of Cheilinus undulatus (humphead wrasse), 526 nucleotides long. RefSeq names its product thialysine N-epsilon-acetyltransferase-like. The coding region runs from base 1 to 522 and encodes 173 amino acids. Gene Ontology annotation, molecular function: N-acetyltransferase activity. The transcript has 6 exons. The record is from RefSeq and is a predicted model, not a curated record. NCBI's taxonomy places the organism in Eukaryota, Metazoa, Chordata, Actinopteri, Labriformes, Labridae.